AUGACGACAAAACGCUUAAUUUUGCAAAAUACAUCCCGAAUCUACGACCCGCUUGGUCUGCUUAGCCCUGUGACGGUCAAGGCAAAGAUAUUUCUGCAAGAAAUAUGGAAGCAGAAGUAUGACUGGGAUACAUCACUUCCAACAGAAUUACAACAGAAGUGGAUUACCAUAGCAUCAGAUUUAAAUAGUGCAACACAGACGAAAAAAAGCAUAGUAGCAGACGACACUUACCAUCUACAUAUCUUCGUGGACUCUAGCUCCCAGGCACACGGGAGUACAGCAUACAUAUGUAAAGGAAACCAGUCAAUGCUGAUAAUGACGAAGAACCGAGUUGCUCCGCUUAAACAACUUACUUUGCCCAAACUCGAACUGAUGGCAGCUAUUACAGGAGCACGGAUGUCACAACAUCUUCGUCAAACUUUGGAAAGUAUACAGCAGAAGACAUAUUACUGGUCCGACAGCCAGAUUGUCUUACAUUGGCUCGGAUCUAAAGAAGCAACCAACAGAUUCGUUAGAGCACGUGUAACGGAGAUCAAAAAAAUAACCGGAAAUGCAACAUGGCGAUAUUGUCCCACGCACUAG
Messenger RNA from Mercenaria mercenaria, 582 nucleotides. RefSeq lists its product as uncharacterized. The coding region runs from base 1 to 582 and encodes 193 amino acids. Gene Ontology annotation, molecular function: nucleic acid binding. The record is from RefSeq and is a predicted model, not a curated record. The transcript is spliced from 2 exons. NCBI's taxonomy places the organism in Eukaryota, Metazoa, Mollusca, Bivalvia, Venerida, Veneridae.